AUGGACUUUUUCAGUCCCAACCCACUUCGGCUAUUCUCAGAUCCAUAUGACAUAAACAACUACAAUGACAGACCUAUCUCAAACGAUGUGGUCAGUGAGGUCUUCCAGGACUUUGUCUCAGCGACGCAGGAAAGUGAGUCAGAAGAAUACCUUCGCACACUCUCAGGUGUGAGCAUCUCAUUUGACAACACCUUCCGCGCUGCGACGAAAGCAACUGUAAUGAGCCAAGAGAAGAAGAAGUUGAGGGUCCUGAAGGGCGGGAUAAUCAGUUUGAUGAAUGAGAAUGGGGAGAUUGUUGGCUGGUCAAACGCUGAGAUAAGCGAACUCCUUCAAGGCCUCAAGACACACUGUGGUGCACUCGAUGUCCCUCCACCAGAAAUAUUUGUUGCCGACAAUUGCUGCCAUGUGCACAGCGCAGUCACUGUCGUUUUCCCUGGCGCUACCAUCAAACUGGACGUGUGGCAUUUUAUUAUGAGAUACGCGACUGUAAUCCUCAAUCCUUCAAAGAACCCUCACUGGAAGGAAGUCGUUGCGGAGGUCUCUGCAUGCAUACUGAAGAAGCACGCUGAAGGAGGGAGCCCGGCAGAGUAUUGGGACCGACACGAGCAAGAGACAAGACUCACCUCCGUAUUUGAGAAAUGGUCACAUGAAGGUACGGUAUGGUCAGCGGGGGCACACAAGGUUCACAAAGAGCAGCUUAAGCAUGUGCAUAAAGGGUGCCUCGAGCGUCCACGGCAAGACAUCCGGAUGGACGGAAGUCAUGUGGAGGGCUCCCACAAAGGUUGGAACUCGCUUCAGCGAGUGCACACCAGUGGGAUUGUGACCUUCACAGCGCUCUGCCACGACUUCGUCCUCCGCCACAACAUUCGCGUCGCCUUCUCAAGGGCAACAAAGUCAGACUUCCUCUCAUCCACCACGGCUCGCACCAUGUACACCUCAGUGGACGGAAUCGCAAAGCUCUUCAACCAUCUCCGACUCGAGGAGAAGACCAUUAGUGCAUGCUGCCUACCAGAGCUCCAAGACGUGCCGUCAAACGAGCACUUUGGGCUCAGUCGAAUUGAGCUUCGCCUCCACAUUUGGCAGCUGCUCGAGGUGCUCGGCGAUGACAGUGACACAGUGGACCUUGUCCUGCAGUCAACAAGGGCCGAAAUCCUUGAAGAAAUCGACAUCGACCCACAGCUCCUCUCUAUGCCGGAGGCACAGGCUGGGCCCUUGCUGGCACACCCUCAUGCCACCCCAGUUUCCAGUAUCGGAACGGAUGCUCAGCCUCAAGCAAUGAGGAAGCGCAAGGCAGAUGAUGACACCAUUGUCAUCUCCAACAGUGAAACUAACGAGCUGCCGCCCCGCAAAAUUAUGCGGCAUUUGACUGCCACACCUACAGAAGUUGCUGCUCCAGAUGUCCAAGUCAUUCCAUCUUCGAGUCAGGCAUCACAGGGGAUUCCACCAGCCACCUUCAACUUGGACCACUACCUCAAGCCCAGGAGCAGAUUGCCAUACUCAAAAGCUCUCUCACGGCCACUGAUGGCCACCAGCGCCGGCACUCCCAGCCAACCUCAACCUGAGGACACCGCAAACAUUUUCAUGCCCAUCCUGAGGCCUCCUGGGAUGACACAGUCUCAACAUUUCUUCACAAUCGCAACAAGGAUUGAUGCCCGUGCCAUGCAAAUCUCUGGCGACGUCAAGUUUCAUUUGUUCAUGGACUUGAGGGCCAAGUGCACAUGGAUUUCUUUCAAGAUGACGCCCAGACAGUGGGCUGUAGCUACGGAGACCUACAACUGCCGUCUCGAGGAGAAGAACUGCGCUAUUGGGCUCGAAACAGUGAAGAAGAACCCCCAGGCCCUUCUCCGAAAGCUUGGCGAGAUCAAGGUGGCUGUGAUGAACCAGUGUAGCAAAGAACGACUUCAACUCGCUCAGGCCGAGCCUGGCAAGAAGCUUCGCAAGGCACACACUACUGCAGCUUUUGCGCUGACAGGCGCCAAACAGGUGUCCAAGAACGAGCCGCCUCCACCCUGGCCACAGCCGCCUGGCAUUUUUUCCGAAGGCAAGCACUUCCAUCCGCACGCCUUCCUCGAAACCGUCAAGCAAAUCUACGAGCAAGUCUUCCUCUGGCCAUCUGGUGAAAGCCCUGCCCUCGAGCAGGAGGCAUUUGCAAUGAUGCUGCUCGAUCGGUCCACGACACUCGAAGAAGGCAUGGUGCUCUUCAAGCUAUACGAGGAGCUCGAGAUCGACGAGUCGACGCCAGAUGCCCUGCUGACUGUGCACAACAGCAUCAAGCAUCUUCAGCGUCGAGUACCUCCAGGAGCACUGGGACUCGUAUUACUCACUGUUUCCUUUCCCCCUCGCUAG
Messenger RNA from Suillus discolor, 2346 nucleotides. RefSeq lists its product as uncharacterized. NCBI's taxonomy places the organism in Eukaryota, Fungi, Basidiomycota, Agaricomycetes, Boletales, Suillaceae. The record is from RefSeq and is a predicted model, not a curated record. Bases 1 to 2346 code for a protein of 781 amino acids. The transcript has 12 exons.